Molecule: messenger RNA, 1396 nt
Organism: Trifolium pratense (red clover)
Lineage: Eukaryota; Viridiplantae; Streptophyta; Magnoliopsida; Fabales; Fabaceae
Product: cinnamoyl-CoA reductase-like SNL6
Exons: 5
Coding region: 309-1205 (298 amino acids)
Biological process (GO): steroid biosynthetic process
Molecular function (GO): 3-beta-hydroxy-Delta5-steroid dehydrogenase (NAD+) activity
Source: RefSeq, a predicted model, not a curated record
AUUUUUCCUUUAUUUUCUUUCUAUCUGUCUUUUUAUGCACUUGGAGUUGGGGGUAUGCGCGUGUCCAACUAUCAAACUACAACUACCUCCUUCCUACCUAUCUACCCUGCACACUCUUUCAAUGCUCUCCUCUCCUCUCCUCUCAUUAGCCGCCCCCAACCCCUCCUUUCUUUUAUAUAAAUCAUCAUAUAUAUAUACUCUUCUUUUCUCUCUUAUAGUAUUCUCUACAACAACAUCACACACAAAAAACAAACAACAUCAUAACAAGACACAAUCCUCAUUUCUCAAAUUACUAGGAACAAAAUCUAAUGGCACCUUCUUUUGACAUAACAAGUCAUACAGUUUGUGUCAUGGAUGCUUCUGGCCAAUUAGGCUUUAGCCUUGUUCAAAGACUCCUUCAAAGAGGUUACACAGUUCAUGCCUCCGUUCAAAAAUAUGAGGAAGAUCUAUUCAAUGGAAUUUCAGUUAAUUCAGAUAAACUCAAGAUUUUUGAAUCAGACCCUUUUGAUUAUCAUAGCAUAAUUGAUGCUCUUAGAGGCUGUUCUGGUUUGUUCUACUCAUUUGAACCUCCUCUUGAUCAACCCAAUUAUGAUGAAUAUAUGGCUGACGUGGAAGUUAGAGCAGCACACAACGUGCUUGAAGCUUGUGCUCAAACAGAAACUAUUGAUAAAGUUGUUUUCACAUCUUCAGCAACUGCUGUUGUUUGGAGGGAGGAUCGUAAAACCAUUGAACCUGAAAUUGAUGAAAUUCAUUGGAGUGAUGUCAAUUUCUGUCGCAAAUUUAAGCUAUGGCAUGGGAUGUCAAAGACAUUAUCAGAGAAAACAGCGUGGGCCUUAGCAAUGGACAGAGGUGUGAAUAUGGUGUCAAUAAACGCUGGACUAUUGAUGACUCAUGAUCUUACCAUCAAACACCCUUACUUGAGAGGUGCUGCUGAAAUGUACGAGGAUGGUGUCUUUGUGACCGUUGAUUUAGGAUUCUUGGUGGAUACCCAUAUUUGUGUAUACGAGGAUGUUUCAUCGUUCGGUCGUUAUUUGUGCUUCAAUCAUAUUAUUAAUACUCAAGACGACGCCGUUCAACUUGCACAAAAAUUAGCUCCUACCGCAUCUUCUUCCUUACCCCAAAGUGAUGAUUAUGGUAAAAUUUUCAUUGAACAAAAAAUAAGCAACAAGAAGGUGAACAAAUUGAUGGUGGACUUUGAGGCUUAACUUCAAUGAUAAAUGGUGGUCUUUUUGGACAGUUAUUAUUAGAGCAAUAACACCUUAGUUGUUCUUCUGCGGGAAAAUCAUAUUCAUAUGUACAAUGUUACAAAAAUUGUGUAUAUGUAUGCCGACAUGUUAUAUACAACAAAUUAAUGUUCUUUCAAUCAAUCAAUUAAUAAAUUAUUUAUUUAUUCUAA